Molecule: messenger RNA, 9798 nt
Organism: Monodelphis domestica (gray short-tailed opossum)
Lineage: Eukaryota; Metazoa; Chordata; Mammalia; Didelphimorphia; Didelphidae
Source: RefSeq, a predicted model, not a curated record
UGAAGUUAUAUGUUCCAAAUUGUCUCUCUCUUUUCCUUCCCUCUACCUUUCAGAGACAGUAAUUUGAUCUGGGCUGUACAUGUAUUAUCAUGUAAAACAGUUUUCCAUAUUGUUUAUUUUUGUAAAAAAACAUUUAUAUAAAUCCCAAACCUCCAAAUAAAAACCCAAAUAAACUAAAGUAAAAAAGAAUAUGCCUUGGGGGCAGCUAGGUGGCUCAGUGGAUUGAGAACCAGGCCUAGAGAUGGGUGGCCCUGGGUUCAAAUUUAGCCUCAGACACUUCCUAGCUACAUGACCCUGUGCAAGUCACUUAAACCACAUUGCCUAGCCUUUACUGCUCUUCUGCCUUGGAACCAAUAGUUCUAAGACAGAAGGUAAGGGUUUAAAAAAAAAUCGUAUUCCAACUCCAACAGUUCCUUAUCUGGAGAUAGAUAGCAUUUUUUUUUCAUAAGUCCUUCAGAACUUGUCCUGGAUCAUUGUAUUCUGAUAACAGCUAAGUCUUUCACAGUUGAUCAUUCCAGAAUAUUAAUGUUACUGUGUACAUUAUUCUGGUUCUCAUUUCACUCUGCAUCAGUUCCUGUAUGUCUUUCCAGCUCUUUCUGAAAUCAUCCUGAUCAUAAUUUUUAACAGCCCAAUAGUAUUACAUCACCAUCAUAUACCACAAUUGUUCAACCAUUCCCCAUUGAUAGAAAGCCCUUCAAUUUCCAAUUUUUUUUGUCACCACAAAAAGGACUGCUCUGAAUAUUUUUGUACAAAGUAGGUCCUCCCCCCUGCUUUUUAAAUUUCUUUGGGAUACAGACCAAGUAGUGGUAUUACAGGAUCAAAAGAUAUGUAUUGUUUUAUAGUCCUUUGGGCAUAGUUCCAAAUAGAAUUGGUCUCAUUUCAAUGUGUUCAAUAUUCAAUAUUGUUUGGCCUCAUAUUCAAUAUUGUGUCUUUAGUACAGGGAGGGCUGAGGAGAGUGAGAGAGAUCAGGAUCAUGGAGCAGACAGAAAACACAAUAUUUAUCAAUUGUAGGCAUAAUUUGUAGCACCCUAAAACAAUUAUAAUAGUAAAUCAAAGAUCACUGAUCACAGAUGACCAUAACAGAUAUAGUAAUGAAAAAAACAGAAAUAUUUAGAGAGUUAUCAAAGUGACAUAGUGACAUGAUGGGAGCACAUGCUGUUGGGAAAAAGGGGCCCAUAGACAUGCUCAAAAAUAUCCAUGAAACACAAUAACACAAGGUAUGCCUGUACUGGCCUCAUAGGAUUGUUGGGAGAUUCAAAUGAGAUAGUGUGUAUAAAGCAAUUUUGUAAAUCUUAAAAUCCUAUAUAUGUUCUUUGUUAUUGACUGGGGAAGAGGAGGAGAUGGUAGUAAAAGGCAUUUCUAAAGAUCAGGAAAAGUAAAAUGGCCUUUGGCAUGAAAAUUUGAAACUUGUUCAAAUAUCCAUGUGCUUAUUAAUCUGACCUGUGUUGCUUUUUCUGGAGAGGAGUGGGGAUAAAGGAUAUAGCAUAUAGGAAGGUUUGUUAAUUUUGGUCUAGCAGCUUAUAUGCAGAGUAAAAGAGAACUAGGGAAAGAGGUUUUUUGGUUCAUUUUUAAUUUUAAUAAUGAAACAAAACGUUUUCCUGUUUUCUUGCUAACCCUUAUGGCUGUUGAUCACUUUGUUAGGGAUCACUCAAGGCUGUAAAGCAUAACCAUUUUUUCUCUAGUUAAGAUGUCUACUUGUGUGACUAGUACCUAAGUUUUUAAAAAACCCUUAUCUUUUGUCUUAGAAUCAAUGCUAUGUAAUGCAGAAGAGUGGUAAGGGUUAAGCAGUGGGAGUUAAGUGACUUGCCAGAACCACACCGUAGCUGAGGUUAGAGUUGAACCCAAGACCUGCCAUCUUAAAUCAUUGAUUUCUUUAGUUAACAUUGGCCAGUGAAUUUGGAACACAAGAUUUUAUUAUGUUGAGGAUUUUCUAUUUAAGAGAAUAAAAUCUUGCUCCAAUGAAACAUCCAACAAAACCAAGGUAGUGAUAGAAAAGGGCAGUUGAAUGAGUCAUACUGGAGUGAUUGUGUGUUUUUCUCAAAGAUAUUGUAGUUUCUCAGUGAUGGAUGCACCCAAGGAUGAUAGCCUUCCCUCAAAACAUAACAUCUGAAUAUUUGCUUAUUCAUGGUGGGAUUAGCAGUACAAUAGGACUCUGUUUGGAAGGGCUUUCUUGAACCAAGUUUUGGGACAGAAUUUAGUCAUAAUACUGGUGACUGAUUUCACAGAUAUUCUACCUGUUGAGUUUUUUGUUGUUUUUUUUUGGUCAAACUUCUCAAACCUGUGAUUUGCUGACCAGUCCAAAUGUUGACAAGAUAGUAGUAAUCCCCUCGGAUCCUCAGUUAUAAAUUUCCAUGCUUAGGUGGUCCUACCAAGUUCUUUUGGAAAAGCUGUUUUGGCUUUUGACGGUGAUAGUCCAUUACCUAGGUUUGCGCUUAAGGCUUCCAAAACUAUAACCGCAGCAGUUACAUGAGAGUUUUCUAAGAGAUAAGUUUGUAUAAGGAGGCUAUUUGUGGUAUAGAACCCAAAAUAACUUUCUGAGAGAAUGCCCCAUUCUCUGGAAAUUCCUGAUCUAGUCUAUUGUAGGAGUUCAAAUAGUAUUUUUUCAGUUUAGUUGUCUUUAGGUUCUGUUAUGUUUUAAUGUCAAUUUCUUCUUAAAGUGGCAAGUUUAAAUUGUACUUAUCAUAUAGUAGGUAUGUAAAGUUAUACAUUUAUGGUUUUCCUAUCAUCAUGUGCUAUGAGGAAGAAAAGCACUAUUAAAUCAAAGUAAUUGUAUGAGGAAGCAGCUGGUUGAUACGGUGUCAGGAAAUCAGGCCUGAAGUCAGAAAGGUAGUUAUACUGAGUUCACAUUUGAUUUCAGGUACUAGCUGUGUGACCCUGGACAAGUCACCCUGAUUGCCUCAGUUUCCUCAUUUAUAAAAUGAGCUGGAGAAGAAUAUGGCAAACCCCUCUAUAUCUUUUCCAAGAAAAUUCCAAAUGUGGGUGUAAACGAGUCAGACACAAUUGAAAGGGCUGAAUGACAACAAACUAUGAAUCAGUUUUUCUGUUCUAUUUGCCUCUAUUGGGAUUCUCAAAUCAAGCUACUUAUGUUAUAAAUUCUUGUUGGCUGACCUCAUGGAAGAGACAUGCUGCUUGUUUUACUUGACUCCAAAAGACAGAACUAGGAAAUUCUGCAGAACUGAAGAAGAUACCUAUAGAAGAUGCAGGAAGGCUCUUCCAGACAAUGAUAAAAAAAAAUAGCUAAUGAUUAGAGCUAGAAUCAACUUUCCCAGAAUGUCAUAAGUUCCCCAAAAUUAGUCUAAAUAAAUACUUCUUUGGGAAGUGGUUGUAGAGGAAAUUCAUGCUUCAUGUUUGGGUUGAACUUAGAUGACCUUUGAGAUCCCUUCUAAGACUUAAAGGUUUUAUGUGUGUAAUAUAUAUUAGUGAAAGAAACUUUGUUCUGAUCUAGGCCAUGCUAACCUUGUUUUGUAGCUAAAUAAAGAUCUUUAUUCCUCAGAUUGUCAAUAUGACACCUUUCAAAGCAGAAUUAGAAUUUAGCUGAAAGAACAUUUUGUUCCUUAAGAUUUUUCUUCCUUAAAAAAAAAUCCAACAUGCUUUUUAAAAAAGUAUACAGUUAGGGACACAGAAAUCAAUGAUAACCAUGCAUCUGAUGUAUUAGAAUAUUCAACAUUUUUAUUAAUACUUUCUAUUUUUAUAUCAUCUUCACUUCCUAAUAAACUCCCUUACUUGUGAUUGUAGCUUGUAACAAACUAUUUAGGCUAUCAUUAUCUAUUUAUAGAAUUCUUCAAGGUUCAGAAUUACUUCAUGCAAUUCUCACAACUCUGUGAGGUGAAUGCUUAAUAUUAUCCUCAUUCUGUAGAUUUGGAAACUGAGUCUCUGGGAGGCUGAUAACAUUCAAGAUGACAUAGUGGAUAAGUAACAUUGUACCCAUCUUUUGGCCCUGAGUAGUUCAUUGUCAUUCAUUUGUUCCUGCAAAAUGAACCAUAUCUGAUUUAAUAUGUUGUUGCCAUUUUGGUAUGUCCUUAGCCAGGAUGAUACAUUUGAUAUAUUAAAGGCAACAUUUUAGGUUGUAGUGUUUCUGUGGCUCCUUUGUGACUUUCAGGUUUGCUGUGAUGAGUUUUAAGCAUCCUAUGCAACAGAAAGUUUAGGACACUAAUUCUCUUUCUAUAAAUUAAUUUCUCUGCCUUUACUUCUGCAUUAGCAGCCAUUCCAUUCUUUAGGAAUUAAUUUAUCACAUUUAAGUGGCUUGUCUUUUUAUCUUGAUUUGUGAUAGCUAAGUUGUUAAUGCAGUCAAUUGGUCAAAGUGAUGGAUGAGUAAAAGAAUUGUUUAGAAAUGAUUGAGAGGAAUGUUUGAUGUUAAGAAGGUUGAUGAGCAGGUUAUAUAGUUCAUUUUAAAAAGGUUAGUCUGAAUGUAGAAUUGAAAAGUGAAGUAAGAUGGAGGGGGAAAAUCUUGUGAAAGAAGAAAUGCUAGGCUUUCUUGACUGAAUGUGAAGAAUUGAAUUUUACUUCAUUGGAAAAUCAGGAGAAAUUGCAGUAAUAUGGAAUUUAACAUGCUCAAUCUUGAGGCCUUUUGCCCUUUCUCCUAGUUUUUAUUUUUAAUUCACAAAACAGAAGUAUUGAAAACGUGCAAAAUAAGCCCUUAACCCUAGAACAGGGAAUUUAUAGACUCAGAAUUUUAAUUACAGGAAGCUUUUAGCCUCAAUUUAACUCAAACUUAUCUUUGGAAACUGACACCCAAAGAGGUGACUUGUCCAAAAUAACUAGUGUUUUGCAAGAAUUAGUACUAGAAUCCAGUUCUCCUGACUUCCCAGCCAGUGUUCUUGGGGUUAUUCCACAGUUCCUCCUUUCUUCUCCCUUUUCUGACCAGGUAGUCCAACAACGCUGGAUGAGCAGAGAAUUAAGGAAGUGAAGAGUUGAAGGACCGGAAUAGGCCCUAUGACACAUUUAACUUGCACUCUUUGGAGAACUCUUUAAUGGAUAUGAUAAGGACUGAUCAUGAGCCUCUGAAAGGUAAACACUACCCUCCCAGUGGCCCACCAAUGAGUUUCGCUGAUAUUAUGUGGAGGAAUCAUUUUGCAGGACGCAUGGGAAUAAAUUUCCAUCACCCAGGAACAGAUAACAUUAUGGCACUUAACACCAGGAGCUAUGGGCGGAGACGAGGUCGGUCUUCUCUCUUUCCCUUUGAAGAUGCCUUUCUAGAGGACAGUCAUGGUGACCAGUCCUUAUCAUCAGGCUUGAGCUCUCCAACUCGCUGUCAGAAUGGUGAAAGAGUGGAACGUUAUUCUAGAAAGGUGUUUGUUGGAGGCCUCCCUCCUGACAUCGAUGAAGAUGAGAUUACUGCCAGCUUUCGUAGGUUUGGACCUCUUGUGGUGGACUGGCCUCACAAAGCUGAAAGCAAGUCAUAUUUUCCACCUAAAGGAUAUGCCUUUCUGCUGUUCCAGGAAGAAAGCUCAGUACAAGCUUUGAUAGAUGCCUGUCUAGAAGAAGAUGGUAAACUUUACCUAUGUGUGUCAAGUCCCACCAUAAAAGAUAAACCGGUGCAAAUUCGACCAUGGAACCUAAGUGACAGUGACUUUGUAAUGGAUGGCUCUCAGCCUUUGGACCCCAGAAAAACUAUCUUUGUUGGGGGAGUUCCACGACCCCUUCGAGCUGUUGAAUUGGCAAUGAUUAUGGACCGUCUUUAUGGGGGCGUCUGCUAUGCUGGUAUUGAUACAGACCCAGAACUGAAGUACCCAAAAGGUGCCGGCAGAGUGGCUUUCUCCAAUCAGCAAAGUUAUAUUGCUGCUAUCAGUGCACGAUUCGUGCAGCUUCAACACAACGACAUUGACAAACGGGUGGAAGUGAAGCCAUACGUGCUGGAUGAUCAGAUGUGCGAUGAAUGCCAGGGCACCCGCUGCGGUGGCAAGUUCGCUCCCUUUUUCUGUGCCAACGUCACCUGUCUGCAGUAUUACUGUGAAUACUGCUGGGCCAGCAUCCACUCCCGGGCUGGGCGGGAGUUCCACAAGCCACUGGUGAAGGAGGGGGGAGACCGCCCCCGCCACGUCCCCUUCCGCUGGAGCUGAGUCCAGCGCCUAGCUCAGCCACAAGUACUGGAGUAGAUAACUUGGAGGGAAAAGAGCGGCUGCCUCUGGGCUUAGAGUGUUCUGGAAAUCUGUGCAUUCGUUCUCGACUUUAAAGAAGAAAUGGGUCUUUUUUAUUAUUAUUAUUUACAGUCAUAUUACUGAACUCAGUGUCCGGUAUAAUGCAAACCUGCAGAGUGUAACUGUCCUGGCUCGCACUUUGACUCCCCCAUUGUCUGCUUGGUACCUUAAUUCUCACCCAAGACUUGUCACUAGUGACAAUUUGUAGACUGCCAUUCUCAUCGGCCUCCCUCGGGCCGGUGUUUGUGAUGACAAUUUUCUUUUGUAGAAUUCUGAUUGUUCUUAUUUUUGAAACCAGAGCAUGCACUUAUUUUCAGAAACUUUAGCGUUGCCCCCUAGAAGAUGACUUACCAAAGGUAAUCCUCACAAAAGUAGGUGGCAGAUGUAGCAACAACCUCACUGAUGUUCAGCAAUCCUUAGUUUGGGUCAUUUAGAGUAAAACUAACCCUUCAAGAAAAAAAAAAAGCCUUUAGUUGCUCUCCAUUUCGACUUAUAAGGAUGUUACCUCAUAAGCUGUAUCUUUGAUUUUGUUCUCCCCCCUCCCCCUUUUGGGGACUUUUGUUCUGCUGAGGAUUUCGGUUAGAUCUUUUAGUGUUAUCUAAAUGAUGCUGCAAUAGCUUUGGCUGCUAUGAAAAUGGUAUUGUUCGUACCAUAAUACUCUAUUCAAGCUAGGGUAGCGAUCGAAUGAAACCACCCCACCCCACACGUCUGUCCUGUGAGUUAGAGAUAGCGACCGCUGAUGGAAGGAGAGAUCCGCACACACCGACAGGAAGCUUCCGAGGAGGGUCAAUACUUUUGACUGCAUGUUUACUUAAUCAGGUUGCUGCAUGCAAUAAAUUUUAUAUCUAACGUCUAGUAUAAAACUUGCCCACGGUGCACAAAUUAAGAAUCUACGUAGGCUACAAAAUACUCCUUUAAAGAGACAAAACACAACCACCACGGUUUGGGGUGUGUUUUUUUUCUUCUGUUUUUUUUUUUCUCCAAAGAAUUGGUUGUCGACUGGAGGAAAGCAUGCCUCGGUAAAGGAAUACUUAACGAAAUUAAGAACAGCCCCUAACAGAAUGACCUAUAUCACAACUACUAUUAAACCUAGAUGUAGGAUAUUCUUCAAGCAAAUUUGUGGAUGGUAGAUGAAGUACUUUGCGGUGCUCUGUUAUAUAUAUACAUAUAUAUAUAAAUCUAUAUAUUGUGCAAUUUAUUUUAUAUAGUAAAGUGAUUAUGUCUAACUGUGAUCAAACUUAACUGUUUAAAGCCUCUGUGUCAGACAUUAACAAAUUGGACAGUCCGUAACUGGUAUAUUAAUGAACAUGUGAGCUCUUAGUUACAAUCUCCUAAUGCUUGUACCAUUUUACAUAGCUUAAGAUCUUGUCCGGAAAACCAAAGAGCUCAUAUUAGCUUACAUACACUAGGAAUCUAUAUAUAACCUAUACAGUCUAUAGAGCUAAACUUGUCAGAUCGACAAACUCGGUCCAUUUUCAGAAAGCGGGGGAGAAGGUGAUGCUAAAGAAAUGUCUGCCCACGGGACGGUGGCCCCGAGGAGACGGGCUUCCGGCUGUGAAAUUCACUUCUUAGAAUUCCCCGAAACGGAAAUCCUGCGAAGCUUGAAUCCGAUUCAGACCUGCUCACACGGCGGUGGACAUUUUUUUAGCAUGCACUGCAGGGCUGCCGACAGUCAUCUCUAGACACACAUAGUGUACUGACGAUUGCGAAAAAUCUGUCAACAUUCUUUUCUCUUCUUCCUUCUCUCUGUUGCGAUUCUGGGGACAAUCUGACUGGCUAUGACACUGCAGAAUAGACUUUCCGUCACUGUGUCGUUGCACGUGCCGCUGUGAUGUCCUUUUCUGUCUUGAGUUUCUGCGGCUUUUUGUUCCUCCAAUGUUCAGUUCUGAUUAUUGGUUUACAUGCCGUGGAUUGUUUUUUUAAAAAGUUUUAAAAAAAAGUUUUUGUUUGUGUUUUUUUGUUUUGGUUUUGUUUUGGUUUGAUUUGAUGAAUUUCAAAUGCUUCUUAUAAUUCUCCUUUUUGGGCGUAAUUUCUGGGUUUGUGGGCAGUAUUGCUCUUUGUGACCCCAGAGGUUGUGUGUGUGUGUGUGUGUGUGUGUGUGUGUGUACAUGUCUGUGUUUCUGUGUCAUCUUUUGGUUUUGUUUUGUUUUGGUUUUCAUCUGUGAGAUUUUUUGUUAUGCACUACUUACUACCUUUGGUAUCUAGACAGUUUCCAACAGUUGGCUGGUGAUUUUUUUUCUUUUUAAGGAAAAAGGCAUGCUUUCUGGCUGACAUGAUCCUUUGCAAUACCUCAAUUUUGAAAUAUAGGAAAGAAAAUGAUAUUUUCUAAGUAAGUUUAUUCAGAAAAAAUAUAUAUUAAUUUAAUUCUGCAAGAAAAAAUGAUUUAACAGAUGGGUAACUUUAUUUUUUCAUGCUUAUUUGCGAUUUUUUUUUGAAAAUGAAGAAGUUAGAGCUUUAUAACUAUAAUAUUAAAGAUCCUAUCUAACCUACAGAAACCUACCUAGUUGUGUGGAAGGAGCAAAACUUUUUGAAGAUACACCCCUCUUUCUCAUACUAAAAUCACCCCGCCAGAGAGAAAGCUGGAAGACGUACAGCAUAGAGUUGAGUUCAACAUUGUUGUGGAGAAUAGGUUGAAAAUAAACUCCAUUUGGUGCUGAGAGCUGUGAAUAGACGAUGAAAAAUAUUUUCCCUUAAUUUGUAUAUUUCUAAUCAAGCGUUGAUUAUGCACGACUGACCAGAAUUGUGAAAGAGUUCUUCUGUUUGUAUUUUUUUAAAAAGAACUUUUUUAGUUUAUUAAAUUAUAACAUGUUCCCUUUUGUUUGUAAAUAAGUGUGCCCCCCCCCCGAGUUGUUAAUGUUAUAUUAAAAGAGAGGGUCCUUCAAAAAAAAUUAUUUUUUAAAAAAAUCCACAAAAGGUGUUCUGAACUGUAACUUGCCUGAGAAGCGCCUGGGGUCCUACAGGCCUGCCUUGGCCAUUCCUUGGUGUGAGACUUGAACUUGUUUUUUUGAAGGCUAUAACCUAACCUCGACUAUUUGUUGUUAUGUGCAAUACUGUUUGUACUGUUUGUAUAAAAAAUAGAAAAAAAAGAAAAGAAAAAAGGCAUAAAUCUUUAUUGCAGAUUUAUUUUCAUUGCAAACUUUAGACAUUGUGAUUCACUGAAAUCAUUUUUCUACUGUCAAAUAUGUACCUUUUCUUCAUGCUGGUAUUUUUUCAAUAGUAAUGUAGCCUUUGUACUGAGACAAAAAUUUUCAUUGUUAUUUUUAGAAAGAUUUUUUGCUAAGAAAAAAAUUAAACAUAUUUACAUAUUUUUCAUUUUAUUUCGUAUUUUCUUUAAAGAGUGCUUUCUCAAUCAUUAAUAGAGUUGUUUCUGGGAGGGACUUUCAUAUCUGGUCAAUGUCAUAAUAUUAUUUUGUAUUUUUACUUGGAAUAAAUUAAUUUUAUGAUGCUAAUUCCUUAAAAGUUUAUUUUUUUCAUUUUCGGUUAUUUUUGAAGCUAAAACCUUUGUAAUAUUGUUACUAAAGUGUCUAGUUUUUUGAAAUGCAAAGCUUUCUGUAUUAACUUGCUGAAGUGGUUUACAGUAGGUGACAAUGAAUAAAUGGCUGGUUAUGUAAAGUGAUUGGAAAUGUAAUGAAUAAUCGGGCAAUAAAAAAGACAGAAUGGA